AUGAAUAACAUUACCAACGGCGCAACCCUAACGUCCAGAACUAUAUUGUUUGCGGGGGAGCUAUUGGUAUGUACAUCGAUGGUGACUGGAAUAACCAUACUUUUAUAUUUCUUACUAGCCAGACGUCCACGUGCAAUUCAGUUGGUGACCGGUGACGUUCGGUCAUUCGCUGUGUUCGUGGCGCCGUACGUAAUCAAUUUUAUGGUAUGUUGGCAUCUGCUGUUAGCAUUUGAAAAACUGAUAAUGUCCACACGGAUCGUAAAUUUCACGUCCCAAUACUAUGUAACAUCCAAAAUAACUUUGAAUUUCACCGCGUUCGCCAUCAAGCACCAUUUGUUUUGGACGCGGUCCAACUACUUCUACAAAUUAAUGUUGUUUGUCAGCCACUUGGUUCUGGUAGCCACGUCAGAAGCUAUGUGCUACGAAGAAUAUGAAAAAACGACAAUACAUGCAGCUAUGCUACUUUUGCUUUGCCUGACCGUACUUAUAUUGAUAGCGCCGGCAAAUACAUAUCAAAAGUUGGUGUUAACUGACGUUCUAACUUGGAAGCGAUGCUCACUAGUGUAUGGACUGGUGACAAGUGCUUGCCACAAUUGGCUGAAUUCUGGUAGCAGAGGAGCUGUCGACACGUUGCUACUGGUGCUAGUGGUACAUGUGCAGCUGGUGUUCCUGUGCAUCACCUACUUUUCAGAUGGCCAGCAAAUAUUGCGCAACAUCGUCGGCCUGGGCACGUACAACCCAAUGGCAGAUUCACUGGACAUAUAUUUCACUAUGGAUUCGAUAGUGUCGAGAACGGGCGCGUACAUCGACAACCACCAAAAAGGCUUGUUCAUACUAUGA
Melanaphis sacchari is the source of this 840-nucleotide messenger RNA. RefSeq lists its product as uncharacterized. Bases 1 to 840 code for a protein of 279 amino acids. Lineage: Eukaryota; Metazoa; Arthropoda; Insecta; Hemiptera; Aphididae. The record is from RefSeq and is a predicted model, not a curated record. The transcript has 2 exons.